CCCCUGGCGGUUUUUUCUGUGGUGAGGUGAAGAAACGCAUCCUCGCUGCUCCCAGCCUGCCUUUCAACAGGUUAAUUAUUUCAUUAAGGCAAAUGUCUGGAAUUAGCAGGAGUUAGUUGCUGGGCUCUGCCUACACCGUCUGUCUCGUGUGUCAGCCGCCGGAUAGACGUCGGCAGGGCGAACUCUGGAAACUCCUUUGCAAGACCAGGGUGAUGUGAGAAGGAGCCCGGCAUGCCGUACUUGGAUCGACAGAACCGUAUCUGCGGGUUCCUGGACAUUGAAGAAAAUGAGACCUGCGGCAAGUUUCUGCGGAGGUAUUUCAUCCUGGACACCCAGGCCAACUGCCUCCUGUGGUACAUGGACAACCCUCAGAACCUGGCUAUCGGUGCGGGCGCUGUCGGAUCUCUGCAGCUGACCUACAUCUCCAAGGUUAGCAUCGCCACCCCGAAACAGAAGCCGAAAACUCCGUUCUGCUUCGUUAUCAAUGCGUUAUCUCAGCGCUAUUUCUUACAAGCCAGCGAUCAGAAGGACCUGCAGGACUGGGUGGAGGCACUGAACCGGGCCAGUAAGAUUACGGUGCCAAAGGGCGGCAGCGUCCCACCGGCCGCGGAGAUCGCGAAGCCUCCAGUGGUGCCCCAGGCCCAGGAGAGAAAGCCCCAGGUGGCCUACAAAACCGAGAUCAUUGGGGGGGUGGUGGUCCACACGCCCAUCUCUAUCAACCAGAACGGAGGGGACGGAGGGGAGGGCAGCGAUGUGGCCGCCCACCCGCUGCUGCGGCGCUCGCAGAGCUACAUCCCCACCUCGGCCACCAAGCCGCCCGCCGGGCCCCCCAUCCUCAAGAGCGGCUACUGCGUGAAGCAGGGGAACGUGAGGAAGAGCUGGAAGCGCCGGUACUUUGUUCUGGAUGAAUUUUCCAUCAGUUACUACAAGUGUGAGCAGGACAAGGAGCCCUUGCGCUCGAUUCUUCUGAAGGAUGUCUGCAAGACCCACGAGUGCCUGGUCAAGUCUGGUGACCUCCUGAUGCGGGACAACCUCUUUGAAAUCAUAACGAGCUCCAGGACCUUCUACAUCCAGGCAGACAGCCCUGAGGACAUGCACAGCUGGAUCCGAGUAAUCACAGGGGCAGUCCAGGCCCUGAAAACUCGCCCGAGGGAAAUGUCCUUCAUGAGAUCCACCUCCAUGGUGAAGCCCGGGGGCUCCUCGGCCCUCUCCCAGCAGAGGCAGGCGGCAGAGGAGAGGAGAGCGCUGUGCAAAGCCCCUUCCACCUCCUCCUGGCAGCCCUGGACGCCGGUUCCGCAGGCAGCGGGGAAGCAACCGGUGCUGGAGGAGGUGCCCGCGCCGCUGAGAGACUCGGUGUUCGUGCCGGCCUUCACGGAGCGCGACGCCGGCGCCGUGCUGGGCAAGCGCGUGCGGCACAAGUCGGAGCCGCAGCAUCUCAAGGAGAAGCCGUUCGCCUUCGACCUGGACGAUGAAACCAUCCGGACCUCCGACGUCUGACCGGGCACCGAACCAUCCCCCGGCUCCGCGUGCCGCCUCCCCGGCUGCCGGGGGUCCCCGCGGGGCGGUGCGGGGCGCGCAGCCGCACCGUGUCCGCGACGGCCGGUCUCCGUGUAUCCGCUCAGCGCCUCGGACCGAGCUCACCCCGUCAUCUCGUCGGGGGUGAGGUGGCCCCUUCCCUCCACCGCUGCUCUUCCCUGCGAUACAGGAUCCGGCCGGACCCGCGUCCCGGUGCCUCGCUCUGCCGGGAAGCGGAGUCCCUGCCCGCUCCUGCCUGUGUUUUGCCCCGGGCGGCUCCGUGUUUCGGAAGCCGCCUCCGGGCAGGGCGACCUGCGGGCACCUCGUGCUGCCAUCGCUCGCUGUGCGGGGCGGGAAGCGCUGGUUCCUGGCACGGCUUGGACGAGGGGGCAUCCUCCUCUGCAGCCGCAUAAUUUGCCCCCGAAACCAAGCCUGGAGGAAGCGGCAGGAGGUCUCGGAGGCCUGAAAGGGAGCGUGGCCUUUCCUGUGUUUGGAAAAACAUUUUUCUCCCCUUUCACGCUGCUCAGCCUUCCCCCAGCAGCUGGGCAGAGCCGGGGAGACGCCAGCCCUCAGCUGCCUGUACAAGGGACACGCUGCAACUUCCCGUUUUGAUGACUUUUUCCCUAGGAAACCAGCUCUUUACACUGCCUGACUAAUGGCGUAUCAACAAAUCCGUUGGCUUUUAAUUAUGUCUUUUUAUACCUGUAGCCACUGUUAAACCCUGGCACUGGCAGGCUCCCCGCUCAGCCCUGCUGAAAGGUUUAUUGGUACUUUCUGAGCGUGAGCCUGGGCAGGCAGCCGGUGCGACGGUGGCUCCCAGGGACGGGAGGAUCCUCAGGUACGGUGUUGGUUUUGCACUGUGUACAUCUGGGCACCAGAAAGCCGUGCCCGGGUGGUGAAGUGCUUUUAGCAAAAAGCAGUGAAAGCCGAGCAUUUAAUGAAACUGGGAAGACUUGUCCAGCCAACUUGCCUGCUGCCUGCCUUGAAAUGAAAAUGAGUGGAAGUUUUUAGAGCAACGAGAACUCGUCAUUUCCAUAACCAAAUAAGCUCCUGUAGGAGUUGUGAUAAAUAGCGCGUAGAAAAUUCAGGUAUUCCCUAGGCAGCGAAGAUCGUCUGAUAUCUUCACCCCGAAAUGUGUGUGUAAUCCUUGGGUACCGAGCGAGGACACACCUCCCCGUCCUUGCUUGCUGUCAGCAGCAGGUUAUGUCGGUGUGACUUUGUGAGAGCAGCAGCAAGCCCAUCCAGGCGUAGGUGCUGCUUCACCCUUCGUUUGAGGGCUCUUACCCAGACCCAAGGUGGCAGAGUGAGACACGGGGCGGUGUCCGUGCGCCAUGGAAAGCAGCACGUGUUUGGGUAGGAAAGCUUUUGUCCGGAACUGCGUUAAGCUGAAACAAGAGCAAGCGAUGGCAUCCCUGGCAUUGAGCUGCUGCGCUCUGCCGGCAUCCCCGGCUGCGGUGCCCUGCGGGCAGGAGGCAGCAGCCCGGGCGGCAGCAGCAGUGCCCUGGCUGGGCACCGCAGCCCCGGGCAAGGCUGCAGGAGGUGCCCGGGGCUGCCCCGGGCUCUGCUGAUGGGCACGUGGGUUUUUAAAUGUGCUUGCUUUGGCCCAGCUGCACUGCCGUGUCCUGUGUCAGACACAGGCACGCUCUUUGCCAUCUCAGAUGUACUCCAGCUGAUAAAUCUGCGUGGCUGGUGUGGGAAUGGCAUUGCAAGCUUAGCAGCGCACGGAGUGGUCUGGAGUUAACAAGGCUUCUCUAUUGAGGACUAGUUACUUGUUCUUUUUCUUCUUUUUUUUUCCCUUCCUUUUUUUUUUUGGCAUUACAUGUUCCUGCUCUGCAAAAUCAGCUCAAUGUGCUCCCCAGGAGCAAAAAAAACCUGGUUUGUCCCUGCCCUUUCCAGCUCUCCAGCUGUUUGACAGCUGUGCUUCAGCUAGCUCAGGCUCAGCCUGGGAUAGAGCAGAGCUUUAUCGGUUGAGCUCCAAGGCGUUGAUUAGCCCAAUGGAUCUCAACAAGAUUAAAAUUGCAUCUUCCUGCAUCGAUCCCCUCCUGUGUUGGAGGGGCUGCUCCUCCAGCUGGGCUCCGCUGGAGCCCGGGGCAGGCGCAGCCGAAGGGGCCUCGGUGCAGCCGGGGGGAGGUGGUGACGGGACCUCCCAGGUUCGGGGCUAAGAGUGGCUUCAGGGGGGAUGUGUGGAGAUGCUGGGGAACACUGAAACUAUGAAAAUGAGUGGGAAUCGGUGCAAACGGUACAGGGCAAGUGUUAAUAUUUGUUAUUUAAUUGUAGAAACCUAGAUCAUGCUGUUCCUUUUCCUUCUUUUUGCUUUAUUUGCACUAGUGUUUGAAAUUUUUUUUUUUAGGCUGACUUGCUGUUUGGCUCAUAACAUGGGGUUUCAAAAAUGUUUUAAUAGUUUGGUAAGCCUAUCAAUCAUAGAGUCACUGUAUUUGGUGAUAGCGCUCUGACCUCAUUUCUGGAGAACAUCAAAUGCAGAGAGACAAUGGUUACUUCGUGCAAGGCUUCAAAACCAUGGAGUACCAAGUAUUUUUGUUGCUUGAUAAUUGCAGUUUCCUCGGGCCUGGGAUGGUAAAGCAGAAGCUGGUUGCACAAUUAGGGUUAAUUAUCCAGGAGGAGAAACUACGAGUGGCUCCAGCGCUAUUGCAACAUUCCUGUUUCUCAUUCCCACCCUCCCCGCAUCCCCAGGACAGCGUAAAGGCUGAAUGUGAGACUGAAACAAGUGUGUUCAAAGUCAAGCUGGGCUCCAGACCCAUCCGUGAUGCAGGUGGUGUUGCGGGGAGGAAUUUCUCUCCCAUCCCAAAGGACCAGGUGGAUGCAGCCAGACCUUGAUGGAACUUUGCAGCAAUUUUUAAAGCAAACUGGUAUCCCCUUAUCUCUGCUUUUGCCGCCUGGCUCUCCCACGUGGGGAUGAACGAUCCCCCGUAGCUGCUUGCUUUUGAGAAUGAAGCGUGUGCUGCGAGUUUCCCUGCUUUCCUAGAGAUGCGUGCAGGUUCGAGGUAUCUUGUGCGGAAAGAGUGGUGCGAGAGAUGGGUUUGCUCUUUUCUAUGGAAAAUCCCAAGCGGUUUCAGCUAUUUCUGUGAGUGCUGGCUAUGGAUUUCAAGUGCUCUUAGGGCCGGGGUGCCUCGCGCAGGCGAUGCUCCCUGACUCCCAUGGUGUCGGUUACCUGCCUCCCACCCCUUGCCUGUAAAUGCUGGCUGCAGGAGAUGGAACCCCUUUUCCCCUGUGUUUUUAAAUAAAGAAGGAAAUCCCA
Messenger RNA from Harpia harpyja (harpy eagle), 4771 nucleotides. It is a transcript of the gene PLEKHA2, whose product is annotated as pleckstrin homology domain containing A2. Gene Ontology annotation, cellular component: cytoplasm; membrane. The coding region runs from base 232 to 1497 and encodes 421 amino acids. The record is from RefSeq and is a predicted model, not a curated record. Lineage: Eukaryota; Metazoa; Chordata; Aves; Accipitriformes; Accipitridae. Gene Ontology annotation, molecular function: PDZ domain binding. The transcript has 12 exons.